Molecule: messenger RNA, 1959 nt
Organism: Klebsormidium nitens
Lineage: Eukaryota; Viridiplantae; Streptophyta; Klebsormidiophyceae; Klebsormidiales; Klebsormidiaceae
Source: the annotation of a GenBank genome assembly
CAUGAAGAUCCAACCUUGGAAUUUUCAAAGUUCAGAGCUCAGCGUUUUGCCUGAUUCAGUGAUUGACAUGAUGAGCGACAGCCUAGCUGCUGUGCUUUACAAGGUCCCUAGGGAGCAGGGGGCAAGGUCGUCGCUUUCAAUCGCACGAGGAAGCUGGUAUAGGUAGCUCGUAGGAGCGGCUCUAGGGCGGCUGCGAGCCAGCUUUGGGCAAGAGCUUCAAGUCGACUGCAGAGGUUGUUUGUUGGACCGACAUUUGUGGGGUCCUCGACAGGGGAGUCCUCGCCAUUGAAAGAACCGCUGACGAAGCCAGAUAAACCCUGGGGAUGGUCGAGUAGGAUAGUGCAGAACAACUCCAAGGGCGUUUUGCCUUUAGCUUAGCAGUCUCCUAUUUUGUUGUCUUUCAAGUCCCAAGUCUCCCCUUUAGCAUUCUCCUAUCUCGGAGCUUUUUAUCUCUAAGAGAAGUCUAGGAGGCGAGCCACUGAGGACAGGAAGCGGUUCCAUGGGGCUGCAGCAGGUGCCGCUUUGGGUGACGCUGCUCCUCACAACCCUCCUGCUAGUUGCACAGGGGCACGCCCUUCCCCGGGAGCUGCGGGCCCCUGAUGGACGAAAGUUGCAGCAGACAGGCAUAGGGCUUGUCUGGCUGGGCACAGCGCCCUUUUGCAUCCCCUUCUCGGAAGUGAUGCAGGCGUGUGCGCAGCAGGGGCUCACGUUCGUUAGGGCAGACCCCCGGGGUGACGGUGCGAUUUGUGUGACAGGACAAAAAGUCCUCUGCAGCGGCAACUUAUCCCCCCCCACACCAGCUCCCGGUUUACUCGUCCCCCCCGCGCCUGCCCCCGCCCCUAUCCGAACCCCCUUCUUCGGUUUUCUGCCAUCGUUGAUCCCCGCACCGGUCCCCGCCCCCGCUCCUGCCCCAGUUCCUGCCCCCGUCCCUGCCCCCGCUCCCCUAAACUUCACCCUGAGCAUUGUGCCUUACGCAUUGCCCCCAGCCCCCGUGCCGGCUCCGGUUCCGGCUCCCGCCCCAGCGCCCCUGAUUGCUCCAAAUCCUGCCCCCGCGCCCGCGCCUGGUCCCUCCGAUUUUGCUCCAAUUCCAGCGCCAGCUCCUUUGGAGCCAACGCCUGCUCCCGCGCCGCAGUCAACCAACGGUCUAAUAGGGCCCAGUCUGCUGACGCCACCUCCUGCAACGGGGACGCCGGCCCCGGUGGUUGUGGCUUCCCCCCCGUUGCAAAGCACGACGCCUAGUUCGGCAACGACGGGGGCCAGUCCGACUGUGGUGGCGUCUUUGCAAACGAUCGUGGGGAGCGACGCGGCUCGCGGGCCAGGCGUUGUGUGGACACUAGUGUUUGGGUUGGCUGCGCUAGUCUACAUUUUGUAGGCAGAUUGGCCGUUGCAGGGGUUGGUACCUGAGAAGGUUUACGGUGGUGUUGGUCGUGAGCACAAUAGUGGACCUCAAGCGAGGGGGGUGGAUCUCUGAGGCACAAAAGAGCUCAGUCUUUGAGCUUACAUAGGAUGUAGAUGAGGUUACCCAAUCUUGAGGCGAGAUGUAUUAUAAACAGGCUGCGAAGCCUCGGACAAGCACGGCCCAUUUGCUCAUCGACCCUCUUUCUGUUACUGGAUAAUCGAUAGCUAUGAUAGUGCUCGCUUAGUUCUAGGCUUACUGCAGUAUGGUGGUUGUACCAUACACAAGAAUUGGAAGCCUAGCCAUCAGAACGGUGGAUACAGGACCUGGUGUGGAGCUUCAGAAGUCCGUUCCAAGGAAGCUAUUAAUGUUGUCAAUCAAGUGGUUUGAGGCGUGUCACAGUGCAGGCUUGCUUGAAGUGCCGUGCGGUUAGCUUAAUUUUAGUAUCAGCUUCAGAACCCGCUAGCUUUCAGGUGCAGCCUGAGAACAUGAAUGCCGUUCCUUUGGUCCUGAUAACUGCAAACUUCUUUCGAGAGAAUUGCGACUGCACCAUAUGUUCAUGC